Messenger RNA from Trypanosoma rangeli, 732 nucleotides. RefSeq lists its product as uncharacterized. The record is from RefSeq and is a predicted model, not a curated record. Bases 1 to 732 code for a protein of 243 amino acids. The transcript has a single exon. Lineage: Eukaryota; Euglenozoa; Kinetoplastea; Trypanosomatida; Trypanosomatidae.
AUGCCACGGAGCAAGGGCCGCAGAACUAACUCCCGAGCACGGCCAGAACGCGGCGAUUCACUCAACAGCUCGGCUGAUAUUCAUUUGUCCAAUGAGGCCGCAAUGAGUGGUAAUGGCGUUGUAGAGGCUAGGGUGACAGUGGGUGCAGCACCGGAGAGGCAGGCUAGGAAAACGAGGACGAAGAAGGGGGAAACAGCGUCGAGGUACAAGUGGCCGUGUCGUAUCUUGGGCAUGCUUUGUGCCCUUUUGGUUGCCUUUCUCCAUCUCCACUUCAAUAUGCAUGCCGAUUACGACUUCCCAUGUCGCUGCAGUGCGGCGGGCGGCGGGCCGCUCGUGUCCGCACUUGCAGGUAGGCGCCUAGGCCUGACGGGCGUUCAUUUGCACAGCGUGAAUACGUCUGCGGUGAGGGAACAGCUUGCGACCCUCUCGGGGUGCGCAACGGUUUACCGACUGACAGGUGCCUUUGAGGACGUCCCCUCGCUUUCCAGGCGGCUGCGGAAGGACGCCGCCGGCGCCAGGUGUGUUGUUUGGUUGGUUGAGGAUGUGUCGGUCGUGCGUGGUGUGGCGAACGCGCUGAAAGAGCUGCUGGAGGACAACACGCUGCGGGGUGAUCGCAUUUUGCGGGAGGGUUCUCGAGGACUUUUUGUGCUGAUGUUGGGGACUAGUCGCGAGAGUUUAUUUCAUACCCUCCCUCACCGUGUGGUCCACAUGUUCCAUACGAUAACGGUGUAG